AUGGCCACCUGUCAAGCCCUCGUCCUCCAUGGCGCCAAAGACCUGCGCCUGGAAUCCAGACCCGUCGCAGAGCCCACCGGCUCAGAAGUCCAAGUCGCCAUCCGCGCAACAGGUCUCUGCGGCUCUGACCUGCACUACUACAACCACGGCCGCAAUGGCGACUUUGUCGUCCGCGCGCCCAUGUGCCUAGGCCACGAGUCCUCUGGCAUCGUCACAGCCGUCGGCCCCGACGCCAAAACACUGCAAGUCGGGGAUCGUGUCGCACUCGAAGUUGGCCUCCCCUGCCGCAAGUGCCCGCUGUGCCUCUCCUCGCGCUACAACCUCUGCCCGCAAAUGGCCUUUCGCAGCUCCGCAAAGAUCUUCCCCCACCUCGACGGCACCCUCAUGGAACUCACCACACACCCAGAGGACAUGUGCCACAAGCUCCCAGACUCCGUCUCGUUUGCCGGCGGUGCCCUCGUCGAACCACUAGCCGUCUGCCUACACGCCAUUAGACGCUCAAACCCACCUCCUAGAUUCGCCGAUGCAACCAAGCAGACAAACGCAAGCACAGCACUCAUCUUCGGCGCCGGCGCAAUCGGGCUCCUCCUCGCAGCGGCCCUCGCUGCCCGCGACACAUUCGCCCACAUCGUCGUCGCAGACAUUGACGCUCCCCGCCUCGAAAUCGCCUCCUCCCUCGCUCUCCCCAACCUCUCCACCUUCCUCAUCCCGCGGCCCUCAACCCCCCCGGCGCGCGAUGCGCCCCACGCCGAACAAACAGCCUUCGCCCUCUCAACUGCACAAUCCGUCGCUGCCUCCCUCAAAGAAUCCAUCCCGAAUACCCUCGACACAGCAUCGCUCGGCUUCACCCGCGUCUACGACUGCACGGGCGUCCCCGCGUGCGUGCAGGCGGGUAUCUACGCUGCGUCACCGGGAGCAGUCCUCGUACAGAUCGGGAUGGGGAAUCCCGUGCAGACAGUUCCUGUUGGUGCGGCGGCGCUGCGCGAGGUUGAUAUUAUUGGCGUGUUCCGGUAUGAUGGGUAUGCGUACCCUGCGGCAAUCGAGUUGAUGAGUAGUGGGAAGAUGAGUGUUGUCGAGGAGAAGGUUGUCACGCAUCGGGUGCCGUUGGCCGAGGGGAAGAGGGCGUUUGGGCUUGCCGGGAGUGGAGUUGAUGAGGAUGGGAGGCCCGUUGUCAAGGUUGUUAUCGAGAGCUGA
Aspergillus calidoustus is the source of this 1194-nucleotide messenger RNA. Lineage: Eukaryota; Fungi; Ascomycota; Eurotiomycetes; Eurotiales; Aspergillaceae. The record is from the annotation of a GenBank genome assembly.